AUGCUAGCAUGUACUAACAGUAUCUUCCAUGGCCCUGCCACAACAUUCCACCGCCAAUCCCAGCCUUCUAAAAUCCUUCUCUCCAAGCCUCUCCUCUCCUCUCGCCUCCCUCGCGCAGUCAAUUUCGGGAAAUUAAAGUUCCAUUCUCCGUUUUCCGGAGAGAAUGGUUCCCGCCGUUUCGAUGUUAAAUCUUCGGUCAAUUCAUCGUCAGAAGUUUUGGAGUCCAUUGAUAUCGGUGUCCCGCACAGUUCCCUGCAAAAGCAUUCCGUGAAGAUUCCAGUGGGUGAUAGACAUAUUUUGGUUGAGACUGGUCACAUGGGAAGGCAAGCAAGUGGUUCUGUUACAGUUACGGAUGGGGAUACUAUUGUGUACACCACUGUUUGUUUGAAUGAUACUCCUAGUGAGCCAUCCGAUUUUUUCCCCCUUUCUGUGAAUUAUCAAGAGCGCUUUUCAGCUGCUGGUCGUACUAGUGGAGGUUUCUUCAAACGAGAAGGAAAAACCAAGGAUCACGAGGUUCUUAUUUGUAGAUUGAUUGAUAGGCCUCUGCGUCCUACUAUGCCUAAGGGCUUCUACCAUGAAACUCAAAUAUUAUCUUGGGUUUUAAGCUAUGAUGGGUCUCAUGCCCCCGAUUCCUUGGCCAUCACUGCUGCUGGUAUAGCACUUGCACUUUCAGAAAUUCCUGUGUCAAAAGCAGUUGCUGGAGUUCGAGUUGGCCUCAUUGGUGAUAAGUAUAUAGUAAAUCCUACAACUGAGGAGAUGGAAAACUCUGAGUUGGACCUCAUGCUGGCGGGCACAGAUAGCGCAAUAUUGAUGAUAGAGGGUUAUGGCAAUUUUCUUCCAGAAGAGAAGCUACUUAAAGCUGUAGAAAUUGGUCAGGAUGCAGUGCGAGCAAUCUGCAAUGAGGUAGAAGCCUUGGUCAAGAAAUGUGGGAAGCCAAAGAUGAUUGAUGCCAUCAAGUUGCCUCCUCCCGAGCUUUAUAAACAUGUUGAGGAAAUCGCUGGUGAUGACUUGAUAAAAGUUCUUCAAAUUAGAAAUAAAAUACCGAGAAGGAAAGCCCUUUCAUCAUUGGAAGAAAGGGUUCUUAAGAUACUGACAGAAAAUGGGUUUGUCGUUGAUGAAUCGGCACCAAGGAGUAAUGCUGAAACCAUCGCAGAGAUUAUUGAGGAUGUGGAUGAAGAUGAGGAAGUAAUUGUUGAUGGUGAAGUUGAUGAAGGCGAUGUUCAUAUAAAGCCAACUCCACGCAAACCAACUCCUUUAUUUUCUGAGGUAGAUGUGAAGUUGGUAUUUAAAGAAGUUACGUCCAAGUUUUUGAGGAAACGUAUAGUAGAGGGUGGGAAAAGGAGUGAUGGGAGAACACCAAAAGAAAUCCGCCCAAUUAACUCAUGUUGUAGCGUAUUACCUAGAGCACAUGGAAGUGCUCUUUUUACGAGGGGUGAAACACAGGCACUGGCUGUUGCUACGCUUGGAGAUAACAAGAUGGCACAACGAAUAGACAAUCUUAUAGAAGUUGAUGAUUAUAAGAGGUUCUAUCUGCAGUAUUCGUUUCCUCCUUCAUGUGUUGGGGAGGCAGGCCGUAUUGGUGCACCGAGUAGAAGAGAAAUUGGUCACGGAAUGCUUGCUGAGAGAUCCCUUGAAACAAUUUUGCCUUCUGAUAAUGACUUCCCUUACACUAUUCGUGUUGAAAGUACCAUCACAGAGAGCAAUGGCUCUUCGAGCAUGGCGUCUGUUUGUGGAGGUUGCUUAGCAUUGCAAGAUGCUGGGGUUCCUAUCAAGUGCUCAAUUGCUGGAAUUGCUAUGGGUUUGGUUCUUGAUACCAAGGAAUUUGGUGGAGAUGGAACUCCGCUUAUUCUAUCUGACAUAACUGGAUCUGAAGAUGCAUCUGGAGAUAUGGAUUUUAAGGUUGCUGGGAAUGAAGAUGGCAUAACUGCAUUUCAGAUGGACAUUAAGGUAGCUGGAAUUACUUUGCCCAUAAUGAGAGACGCACUGCUACAGGCAAAAGACGGCAGGAAGCAUAUACUUGGUAAGUUCAAAGUUGAAACACAUUAG
Molecule: messenger RNA, 2046 nt
Organism: Vicia faba (fava bean)
Lineage: Eukaryota; Viridiplantae; Streptophyta; Magnoliopsida; Fabales; Fabaceae
Source: the annotation of a GenBank genome assembly